CGAGUUUCAUUUGACGAAGAACGGUACAUUUUGCGGAAUUCGUUAUUUACUUCUUUCAAAAAAACCAAAAAAAAAAAAAACAUAGCUACAAAUGAAAUUUAUGGUGAAUAAAAUGCAAAUGGAAUUAAAUCAAAAUCGAGGAAAAGUGAAACGAAUCUAAAUAUUUGAUAACCGAAAAAACCGGGCAAAAUAGCGUUUAAAGUUAGAAAUUCGCCAAAAUAAGUGAGGUGUUUGUGCAAAAUAAGUUUUCGGAAAAAUCCAUAACACAAAGAUAUUAAAAUAUUAUUGGUGUUUAGUGCUAAGCGUUGUCGCGUCUGGCCCUUUGCAUAUCCUGCAGUGCAUGCCAGAGGAAAAAGGAAUGUGAUUUUAAUGCGCUAAUUGCCAAAAAAGGAUGUAAAUAUCAUUGGCCGAAAUAAUUCGGAAUUUGUUUGCUUGGGCCACACUUUAAAAUCAAAAGGACAUUUUGCCACCUGGAAUUGCUGGAGGAAAAAGAAGAAGACAAUUUGCCAAUUCGGUCAUCAACUGAAAAAAAAAAAUAAACAAAGACUCGACUCAAAACAAAAUCAAAAAUAACACAGGAAACUAACAAGAUGUCCGACUCACAUUUGCUGGGGGUGUGAAUGAGCGAUUUAAUCCAUCAAAUCUAUAGAAUUGGCAACAGGAGCCAUAAAAGCUGGAAGCCACAAUGGUGGAAUCAUCAAAUCUGGGUAGGACGCUGAACAAUCCGCCGGUUCAGCCUCUGCCCACACAGUAUCCGUCUGGCAUGCGUUGCGGCACGCUGGAGACAAGGGUGCGCGGAGCCUGGUAUCGGGUGUUGGUAACAUUGGAAACUGACUACUUGGCCAUCAGUUUGGAUGAGACCUGUGAGAAUGCGGGCAAUGGUGGGGAUCAGUCAACGACACUGAAUGGAACCUUGGGAAGUAAUCACAGUGGCCACAAUGGUUCAAUACCUUCAUCGGCAUCCAUGCAGGGCAUGGUUGGAGGUGGUGGUGUCGGUGGCGGUGUUGUGGGUAGUGGUGGUGGCACCUCAACAAUAAAUUCCACAACAACUAGCAACGAAUUGGACGCAACGGACAAUGGUGAUCACAUGCUGAACAACAAUACGCUGGACAAUGGCAUGGAUAUGUGCGAUGUACCUGAUCAUGUGGCAAAUCAAAAGAGACAUGUUCGCAUAAUUAAGUCUGAAAACAAUGGUCUGGGUAUAUCCAUUAAAGGUGGGCGUGAAAAUCGCAUGCCCAUACUUAUAUCGAAAAUAUUUCGAGGCAUGGCUGCGGAUCAGGCCAAAGGCUUGUAUGUGGGAGAUGCUAUACUUUCGGUGAACGGCGAAGAGUUGCGAGAGGCCACACAUGACGAGGCGGUGAGGGCUUUGAAAAGAGCCGGUCGUGUGGUGGAUUUGGAAGUGAAAUUUUUACGAGAAGUUACCCCUUACUUUAGAAAAGCCAGCAUAAUAUCUGAGGUUGGCUGGGAAUUACAACGAGCCUUCCUUUGCCCCCUGGGACCAGGGGUAUCGGCCUCUCCACCUGCACCGAAAACAACACCCAGAGCUGAUACUCGCUACAUACCGCUGCAGUUAACGCACUUGGCACGGAAUUUAAAAUAUAUCGAUCCAGAAAAUCGCUGCUUGGAAUUACAUUCGCCGGAUGGCGUACAUUCGUGCAUAUUGCGCGCUGCCGAUUCGGCCGAGGCUUUGGUGUGGUUUAAUGCCCUGCACAGUGCCAUGAGCGGCUCAACCCAACGGGCUUUGGUGGAAGCCAAUCGAGCCUUAAUGAAUGUCAUCGGCGAACUGAAACAUAUUGGCUGGCUAAGCCGGCGCCUAAGUGGCAGCAGUGGGGCGAGCAAUGCAAGCGGUGGCCUAGGCGGGGGCAAUAAUGCCAUGACAGGUACCACAACAAGUGCUGGCAGCGGUGGUGAAGUGCCAAGUGGUCGUUCUAGUUCAGAAAGUUCUGAUGAAAAUGAUAAAUGGCAACCCAUAUUUGUGGCUGUAACCGAACGUGAGUUAAGGAUAUACGAAAGUGCACCAUGGUCGGUGGAAGCCUGGGGUCGACCUUUGGAAAGUUUUGCAUUGGCCACAACCAGAUUGGCAGGUGCCGGCAAUAAUUCUUCUUUGAAUGGACAACAAUCGACGGUGUUCUGCAUUAGAUGCGGCACAACACGUGGUGUUCUGGUCUAUUGGUUGCGUUCGGAGACCCAUCGUGAUAUGGCCGCCUGGGCCCGUGCCCUGGUUCAAGGCUCCCAUAAUGCGGUCAACUAUCAGCGUGAAUUCUCGUUCCGUUGCCUGUACCAGGGCAGGCAGUGUCAAUUGGUUGUGCAUCUGAAUCGUGGCUUUUGUCUGUACGAAUGCGGCUAUGCGGCACCGGCCCAAACGAAGACUCAACUGUGGCAAUUUCCCUUUGACAAGUUGCGCGGUUCGGCAGACGAUGGGAACCGGAUGUUAUUUUUGGAUUUCGGCGAUGAUGGUGAAAUUGAACUGGAUAUGGAGUGCUGCCCCAAGCCUGUGGUAUUUGUUCUGCACAACUGUCUGUCGGCCAAAGUACACAAUAUCGUGUAAACGAAUGAAACGAAUGCAAUAAAAUCUAAAUAAUAUCAUCAAGAAAAGGUAAAAUAGUUGAAAAUUCCAAGAAAAGAAAAUCCAAGAAACCCCCCAAAAACAGAAGAAAACCGAAACCAAAUUUUUUGUAAUUUCAUACUUAAACAAUAAAGAAAUUUCUGAUCAAAUGGAAAUUUAGAGGAAACCAAAAAUUAUAAACACAAAGACAUUGAAGAACAAUUUAGAAAUCAAUAAACAACACAAUUUAAUUAAAUAGAAAUUCAAUGUAAAAUUUCCUUUCUUCCCAACUUCCCUUCCCUGUCCCGACACACAUAUACUCCCACUCAAAGGUGAAAUAAUAUGCACCGGAGAAACAAUUAAUGGAGCUUCCUUUUCUUAAUAAGUAAUGAAUGAAAACAAGGAUGGAAAAAAAGUCAAACUCCUUCCCAAAAAACAUAUCGUUUAAAUGAAAUUGGAAAAUUGCAAUUUAAGUGUUUUCCAAUCACCUUUUCCCUGGAAUUCUAGAAUGCUAAUAAACCAUUUCAUUGAUCGCCUACACAUUUACAUGUGUGGGCACAUAUGUAUGUGAUUCCAUGUAACAUAAGUAUGUAUUACAAAUAUUGUUUACAUAAAUUCUGGGCACAUGUAAACAGUCGCCUGCACAUUCACAACGACACUCACACACUCCCUAUAUACAUACACACACACACACACACUCAAUUUAAUUAAUAUUUAUGGAAAAUAUUUGCAUAAUAUUUAAUUAAUUUUUAAUAUUUUUUUGUUGUGGUUGUUAUUAUUGUCCGAUUCGAUCUGUAAGUUUGUUGGUAUGUGUGUCUGUGUUGGGCUUGUGACAUUAGUUGGUCCACAUUCCCAUGGAGUUGUUGGCCAAAGUAGGAAAAGGCAAAUUUUAUGGCCAUAAAACAAACAGUAAAUCACAGCACCAAACAGGACAGAUAAACAAACAGACAGACAGACAGACAUGCCAGACAAAUAAUCUGUGCUGGUUGUAUUGCAACAACAACCACAACGACAACAUAAUCAGAAAAGAGAAUGGAAAAUUUCUAGCAAAUUUAAGCAUUGUAGGUGGACAUGUGAGGAAAAAAAAGCGAAGGUGUUCAAGGUUCAGGUUGUGGGGUUGUCUUGAAGUGGAUCAAAAUAUUUCAUAAAUUUCAGCUGAAAUGUGAUAUAAAUAUUUUUUGAUUUGGGAUUUGAAUCCAUUUUUGAUUGCACAAACUACUAAAAAGUGGGUCUAAUUUCUUCCAAGAAAAAAUAAUUCAUUUUGACUUCAACACAAAUGGCCUCUUCCAGAGCUGCAAGUAUGCAAACGUUUUUACUACGGUAACCGAUUUCCCUUUAUGAUUUCGAAGAACAUUGCAAAUUUAAUAGAUUCUUGCAGGACUAGACAGAGCAAAAAUUUCAAUUUCAAAUGUGGAUUUUCACAAUCCAUGCUGUGGAAUAAAUCAAUUUGAUUCACAAUCUUUAAGGGAACCCAUUGUUAUACCCUCCACCACAGUAUGGAGGAUAUAUUAAGUUUGUCAUUCCGUUUGUAACACCUCGAAAUAUACAUUUCAGACCCCACAAAGUAUAUAUAUUUUUGAUCAGCGUAAAAUUCUAUGUCGAUCUAGCUAUGUCCGUCCGUCUCUGGAAAUCACUCUAGCUUCCGAACGAAUUGAAGUAGGUUUAAAAAAUUUUGCUCAAAUGUAUGUUAUGUCUACAUGCAGGAUUUUUGGUAUUGAAUAUCCAAUAUUCGGUACUUUCAUGAUUUUAGCGAAAUUAUUUACCGGAAUUAUUUCAAAUUUAGUAUUUAAAGUUCGUAAUGGGUACUACAGCCUAUGGCAAAAAUUUGUGUAUGCAAGUCCACGUCUUCGUAUGGCCCCCAUAUACGGGUUCCUCCCGAUAUUCGGUAUUUUGACGAUUUUAGCGACAUUAUUUACCGGAAUUGUUUCAAAUUUGGUAGUUGAAGUUUGUAAUGGAUACUACAGCCCAAGACAGAAAAUUGUCUGUGCAGGUCCACGUCUUCGUAUAGCUCCCAUAUAACGGUACCUCCCGAUAGUCGGUAUCUUGACGUUUUCAGCAACAUUAUUCACCGGAAUCGUUUCAAAUUUCGUAUUAGAAGAUCUUAAUCAGUCCUGGCCGAACUUACAGCUUUUUUACUUGUUAUUCUUCUGUUUUGAUAGUCAUAUUACAAAAGAGCAUUGUUUCAAUUUCAAUUCAUAACACCCCUCAACCAUAUCUUCCAAUUCCAAUAUUUUCUAAAUUAAAAUUGAAUUGUUAUGAAGCUAUUCUGAUUCGCAAAAAAAAAAAAAAAAACAAAUGAAGGCCAUCUGUUUGUUAAUUCACUUCAAAGAGAUUUCUUUUGAUUGGAUCAUUGUUGUAUGCCCACACACAUACAUACAUACAAAUACACAUGCAUACAUAUCUAUGUCUUAUAAUUUUUCCAUGUCCUUUCAUCAUUACACGAAUUUCAACAUAUCCACAGAAAUUUACAAUACCUAUAUAAAUAUACAUAAAAAACAAAACAUUCAUAUAAUUAUAUAUACAUACUUAGAAGGAGAACAAUACUACAUACGAUACGAUACAUGCAAACAUAUAUAUUCGUACAUACAACACACAUACAUAUACUUGAUAUUAUUCUAAGUACUCUAUAUAUAUUCUCUCUCUCCCUCUGACAAAACAAAAAAAAAAAAGAAGAAAGCAAAAAACAUAUAUCAAAAGGAACAAAAGAAGAUGGAAAAUUCAAUACUUUUUUAUUCUACAAAAGAAAAAAAAAACAAGAAAAACAAGCCUCUUUCAAAUAUUUUAUAAUUAUACAAAACUUAACAAAUAAAAAAUCUAAAAUUAAAGGAAAAUAAUCUACUAUAGAAAUUUGCAAAAUAAAAAAAAAAUUAUUCAAACAUAUAUAUACACCUACAUAUGCUAUGACUUAUUUAAGUAAAAAAUGGAAAUUGAAAACAAAAAUAUCAAAUCACAUGUAUAAUUGUAGAUCACCUCUAAUUCAUCUAUACAUACAUAUAUAUAAGAAUCGAAUAUAGUUUAUUUGUUUUUCAUUUAGAAUAUUUAAAUCACAAUAUUUAUUAUUAUAGUUUGUCUAUUUUUUUUUCAAUCUCUAUUCUUAAGUAGUAGACUCGGGAAAUGUUUGAUUGGCGUCAAGGUAUUCGAAACCCACAUACAUUUGAAUAUUUCUAAAUGUUUUUCCAUUACUUUAGCCAAUGACCCCACAAAGGAAAAAAGAAUAUCAAACAUAUUUAGCAUAAUUCUCUUUUUAAUUUACCAAAAACCAAAAAGAAAACCAAAACUAAUGUGCAAUACAAAAGGACUAAGAAACCAGAAAAAUUCAAAAAAAUUGAACGAAAAAGAAAAUAUAAAGACAAUUUAAUGGAAAUCAAAACAAA
This is a messenger RNA of Musca domestica (house fly), 5919 nucleotides long. It is a transcript of the gene Syn1, whose product is annotated as beta-1-syntrophin. The coding region runs from base 686 to 2548 and encodes 620 amino acids. Gene Ontology annotation, cellular component: dystrophin-associated glycoprotein complex; intracellular anatomical structure. Lineage: Eukaryota; Metazoa; Arthropoda; Insecta; Diptera; Muscidae. Gene Ontology annotation, molecular function: structural molecule activity; protein binding. The transcript has 10 exons. The record is from RefSeq and is a predicted model, not a curated record.